Aaosphaeria arxii CBS 175.79 is the source of this 700-nucleotide messenger RNA. RefSeq lists its product as uncharacterized. The transcript has a single exon. The record is from RefSeq and is a predicted model, not a curated record. Bases 48 to 203 code for a protein of 51 amino acids. NCBI's taxonomy places the organism in Eukaryota, Fungi, Ascomycota, Dothideomycetes, Pleosporales.
AACUGAACGCACGCGCAAUAAAUAUGCGAAAUUAUUUGGAAUGAGCUAUGGGAAUACGACUCUGGUCUUCUAUUCCUCUGCACUUUGAGGUUUUAGUCGGAUCAAACAUGCGGCGCCUGGUCGAAUAUCAAUUGCAGCACCAACCACCAAUAAUCCUGGAGCAUUUGAGAAGCCCAACUAAAAUCGUAGAGCGUCCAGCUUGAUGCCAACAAGAACUCGUUAUCUACUUGUACUUAUCCAGAUAGCGUAAAAUCUUGGAGGGAAACGAAGGGACCUUGACUGCCAAUUCUAGUUACCACCUUUCAAAGGGUUCCGUAGCGACACGUAGUGGAACGCACCAAGGUCGCCAGCAACAUAUCAUCCACCAAGUAUCGUGAUUAAAAGAUAUCUCAAAUAGAAGCCUGCUUCCUUCCACACCAUACUCAUUCCGAGGUCGAAGCAGUGCUGAUGUCGACACCGACUCUUUACCCAGGGCAUGCGUGCAAGUUCUAAGGGGAAUAGAAAACUCCAUUGGCUCGACUUGAGGCGUCAGCUAGCGUCAGAAUAGUAGUUAGCUAGGGGAUAUUCGAAAUAUCGCAAAUCUAGAUAUGAAUCAUUUCUCCUAAGUAAUCAAGUCGUCGCGUCUAUAAUAUAGGAGGUUGGCUCUACAUUGAUACAUUGAAAUUGUAGGUUGGGGGUUGAUGAGAACGGGCUGACUGAA